AUGAAGACAUCUUUGGGCUUCCAGCCCUCUGAGGAAGAUGAAAUUAAGUGUUUUCUUGCGGAUAUCCAGUAUCGGCUUUCCUUACACUGCUGCCGCGUAUUGGCUCAACUCACAGCACACACAGGUAAAUCGUUUCUUACCCUGGCGAGGCGAGGACGCUCCCCAACACGCCUAGAGACGGGAGGCGAACGUGCGGAGGAUAUUGGAAAGCGUGAUGAGUUCAGUAUGCAUGAAGAGGCCUACCGUUCUGUUCUUAGUGCCAUUACGGCUUCAUGUACACUUGGACAUCGUUCCUGUCAUGCUCUCUGGGGACCACGUGGUUGUGGUGAGCAUCGCAUCCUUCGACUCGUGGCAAAGGAAUGUAGGCAGCGUGAUGGGACACUUGUUCUUUAUCUUGACGGUGAUACUCUGAACGGCGACGAGGAUGGCCUUUCCUCCAUUGCGAAUCAAAUUCUUGCGUUUUUAAAGAGCCCACAAUCGUCGCGAUUACGAGCGGCUGAUUGGUCUUUGCGUACUGGGACAUUUGAUUUUGGGUUACUCUUUGGAUUUCCCAAAUUGUUGCAGCGGGACGUCGCCGCGUCUGGGGAGCGGGAGAGCGACAAUGACGAUGCCAACACGACGACACGAAGGAGAACCACGGCGAACCGGCAAAACAAAUCCGGGAAAGAGAAUGAUAAAAAGGCCACGAGAAAGCGUUUUCGCUCGCCAUCGCCCAUUGACUCCGGUAGUGAAGAUGAAAGCAUCGACGGCGAUGAAAGUCUGCUUUUGGUUACGUCAACCAUGGCAUGUGCCACAGGAGGUGUUUCUAGUGCAUUGCCAGCGUUGCAGCGAUCUCUUCUUUUGAUGAAAAGCUAUGGCACGAAUCUUGUUGUUUGCAUUCGUCGGGUAGAACGAUUUGGUAUUUGGUGUGACCAACUUUUGUAUGUGCUGUCUGGACUUAUGCAUGAAAGUGAUGGCCGAGGAGGUGGAAUGUCACUUGUCAUGACUUCGUCCACACCCGAUAUUCGUCAACUGGAGAAGCGCCUCUCGAGCCGACUCACGUGUGAAACGCGUUGCAUCCCAUUGCUUCCGUGGACUGCUGACCGCGUGACUAGGGCGUGCCUCGUGGAGGUGAAGGAAUCCCUGCAAAGCUUACUUGAAAGUCGUGCGGCGGCAAAGAAAAGGGAAAGUAAAAAGAAAAAAACUCUUUCUUCUGAGACUUCCUUGAGGAGUAGGGUGGAAACUUUGCUUUUUCCUCACACGGGGUGGCGCCUUGAUGUCGUUAGCGCCGCACAGGAAGGAUGGAAACAGCAGGGUAGUGAGACGUUGGGUACAUUCACCGCCUCAUCAAAUGCUGAAGCGCAACUUUUGGUGGAAACAAUGCUGGAGAUGCUGACGGCGGCCAGAGCGGAACUAGACAGUGCCUUCAAGUUUCAAGACGAAUCAGUGAACGACAGUUGUUUUGCGGGACGGAUUACACAAGCCUCUGGGCACCUAAGGAGUUUGGGCGCUACAGCAGGACGGGUUAUGGCGUCUGUCACUUCCGCCUUUGGCGAUGUUUGUUCUGGCAAUCUUGCCUUCCUUCAUGAGACAAGUCGUAGAAACAUCAUCCUGUGGUUGACGGGUCGCUUGAAGAAGAGUGGGGGAAGCAAGAGUUUGCGGGGAGCCUUUACUACUGCUCCAGAAGCGGUGCGGGCGUUAUGGCUAUCGACUACUUCCAAGAAACCUUUUCGGAAUGGAACUGGGGCGACUGCGGUGACGGCGGCAUCGGCGUCAUCUUUGUCUUUUCGUGGCCCUCAGCCUUUAUUUGACGACCUGCUAUCGGAUUGCCGACUUGUGGACCUGGGGUAUUGUUCCCGCGAAACUUUUCUUGUCUUGGUGUACGUGUACUUGCGGCACGAGGCGGGAGUGGCGCGGACUGUUGUUGACCUGCUGGAGGACGUUUCCUCUUCGAUGGGGACCCAAGCAGCCGCUGCUCUUGACCGCGCAGCCUUUCGUGUUGCCAUCGCUGAUCUGCAUCGUUGGCGGAUUAUUCGCGUCGCUGGGGGAGGCGACGUUGGCAUAGUCUCAUUGCGUGGUAGUUCUGCGAGGCUCCGGGAAUUCCUGCAAUCGGUUUUGCGUCGCGCGGACUACUGUGCUUCUGUGUUGGGGCUGGAGGCGAGGGAGAUGACACGACUGCGUAGUCUUGUGUGA
Molecule: messenger RNA, 2172 nt
Organism: Trypanosoma cruzi
Lineage: Eukaryota; Euglenozoa; Kinetoplastea; Trypanosomatida; Trypanosomatidae
Exons: 1
Coding region: 1-2172 (723 amino acids)
Source: RefSeq, a predicted model, not a curated record